This is a messenger RNA of Tripterygium wilfordii, 558 nucleotides long. RefSeq names its product protein FAR1-RELATED SEQUENCE 5-like. The transcript is spliced from 3 exons. The record is from RefSeq and is a predicted model, not a curated record. NCBI's taxonomy places the organism in Eukaryota, Viridiplantae, Streptophyta, Magnoliopsida, Celastrales, Celastraceae. Bases 16 to 558 code for a protein of 180 amino acids.
UCGGGGCAAUCGUGGAUGACGAGCGACGACCCACGAACGGCGACCACGAACGACGACGACGACCCACGAACGGCGACGACCCAAGUGAAUCCUUACAUGGAAGACCACUCUCAGGUUGUGAACAUGAUGGUCGAUAGUGAGAAAGAUUGGACACCUUACAUGGACAUGGAAUUUGAUACACUUGAUGAGGCUUGGGAGCAUUGGUGCCAUUAUGGAAAACAAGUUGGAUUCUCGACAAGAAAGAGUUUUUUAAAUAGAAGCAAGUUAGAUGAAAAGGUUACAACAAGGGGAUUCGUAUGUUCUAAACAUGGUGUCCGUUUAGAAGACAAACGCAGGGUUCAUAACAGCCAUAGAGAUGAGACAAGAACGAAUUGUCAUGCAAGGCUACUUGUUCGAUUGAAACGAGAAAGUGGUAAGUAUGUAGUAUAUGAUUUUGUCGCUGAACAUACUCAUCAACUUCACCUUCCACAAACCAAGAGGUUUUAUGGAGUUGAACGCAAGGCGAAAAGCUACGAAGAAAAAGUCUUUUACACGUCAAGCUGCUCAGGAUCCUCGUAG